Limulus polyphemus (Atlantic horseshoe crab) is the source of this 9309-nucleotide messenger RNA. RefSeq lists its product as uncharacterized. The record is from RefSeq and is a predicted model, not a curated record. Gene Ontology annotation, biological process: negative regulation of epidermal growth factor receptor signaling pathway; regulation of keratinocyte differentiation. Gene Ontology annotation, cellular component: extrinsic component of cytoplasmic side of plasma membrane. The transcript has 2 exons. Lineage: Eukaryota; Metazoa; Arthropoda; Merostomata; Xiphosura; Limulidae. The coding region runs from base 530 to 1723 and encodes 397 amino acids.
UGCAGUUACUUCAUGAUACACUCAUGUUACCAUGAUAGGUAGUUAUAGUAGAUAAGGCUCUCAAACAAAUGUGCAGUUACUUCAUGAUACACUCAUGUUACCAUGAUAGGUAGUUAUAGUAGAUAAGGCUCUCAAACAAAUGUGCAGUUACUUCAUGGUAAUGAAAAAUCUUAUAUUGAAGGAAAAACACUAUAAUGCUGCAGUGUAGUAAUUCAAAUGUGUAUUGUGAUUUUCAGAAACCCUAGAAGCAACCAUUGCAAAAGGUGGUUCAUACAAGCAGUUCAAUUACAACAGAUUAGAAAAUGAGACUCCACUUAAAGAAGUAGGCAAGCCAAGAGAAAGGUCUGAAAAUAAACUUCGUUUCAGAAGCAAAGCUGAGUCUUUAAAAUCAGGAUCUUCUAGAAACUUGAAAAAAAACCAGGAGAAAGAGACUGUGAAAGAGGAGCUUUUAAUAGAUUUGAAUGAUGCCAUAUCUGUAAAAUCUGUUCACACACUUACAGUUACCAGACCUCUAAGCAACAAGGACCGAAUGUCCCAGAGCGUAACAUCUCUGGUGGCUGAUGUCAGUCAAGACACUCCAGUAUAUAGUAAUGUUGAUAUCGCUACAUCAAAACGACCAUCCUCACUGAGCUCUUUUGAUUCUCUUAUAUCAGAAAUGUCAUCUGAUACAAACAAAGAAGAAAUUACUGAUAUUAAGUAUUAUAAUCUCCCAUUUUCGCUUUCUCCACCUAACUUGCAAGUAGAUAGAUAUUAUUCUACUGUGCCUGUUGAUAAUCAACAAGUUUUUGAAAAAACAUCACAAUGUUGUGGGAAGGAAGAAGUGAGUAACUCCAUUUGGGAAAAGUUUCUAGCUUCUAGUUCAGUACACACAAACACAUCCACUUCUGAAGUUCCUAACUGUGUUAAUGAAAUCUCAUCAAGCAACACGGGUUCCUCAAUAGAACAGGCCUAUUUAAGAAAUCCUACAGAAUUUCGUCAGAAGCGUGAUCAAGCAUUUGACUGGUUAAGUGACAAAGUGAGUGAAGUCAGCUUUGAUUUGUUAGGAAAUAAAGAGUCUGGUCCAUCAAGUGUCCACAUGAAAUCCGAACUGGUUGCUGAACUUGAAAAAAAGCUGAGCCAGUCUCAGAAAGAAACAAAUACAAAAGUCACUAAUUUACAACAAUUCUCAACAAAAGGUGAGAAUAAUGAGAAUUAUAUCCAACAGGUUCCGGUUCCACAAGGUAAAACCAUUUCUCGUUUUCCAGAGGAUGUAUCGGAAAUUCAUUCAUCUUUAUCUGCUCCACCUCUACCUCGUGUAGCGCCUAAUAUGGCUCAAGUAAAGCCAUUUCUCAUAAACCCUCCCUACAGUUUCAAGAAUGAAAUAGGUAUUUCCACAACCAGCCAACAGACAAAUAGAAACUUUGGAAUGAUGGGAUUACUUGAGUCAGAUUCUGUUAUUUACACAACAUGUCAGAGCAAGAAUUCUAAUGAAGACAGAGAUGCACUGCUGGAACGUUUGAUUCCUGCAGUACAGGAAGCUGUGAGAGGUGUCAGAAGGGAAGAAUGCCGAGCAGCACUCCAAAGGAAUCGGUUGGACUUGAAAUCCACUGUAAGACACUUACAGGUAGAACAGUUGUUUCGGUUAGGAGUAGCUUCUCACUCACGAUGUGAACAGGUCCUCCAGACCAUGAACUGGGAUGUUGAGCUUGCAGCAUCAAGUUUGCUCGAUGAACUACUGAAAUAAAGUUACAAGUAAAGGCAAGCAUAAAAAGUCAGCAUUCAUCUAAUAUAUACAAGUACCUCCAUAUUUAUUUCUGCUAUGAUGAUUAUAUGGUGUGAAAGUACACACACCUCAAUAAAUCUCUUCUCAAGUGUAUAUUUAGCACAGACUAUGUGAAACUGGAUGUGUUAUUGUGCUUGGAAACAAGCAGAUGCUGUAUAAUCUUGUUAUUUUUUUUUUAUACUUGUUUAUAAACAGUAGGAAAUUGAAUGGACGUGACUACAAGUUAAUGCAAUUAAACCUAGUUUAAUAUACUGUGUUGUAGUCAUUGGUAUAUUGUUAAAUUUGAGUAGGUGAAGUUAUAGGACAGUAGAAGACAUUAGCCUAUGAUAAUACAACCUGUGAACAUCCUUAGGACAUGAAUCUGUACUGUUUUGUAUACUUCAUUAAGUGUGUAGCGAGAUGAUUACGUUAAACCUUACAUGAUACUUAUUUUUAAGUAUAGGUGUAUGUUUUUUCUAUUAGGUUCUGCUUCUGGUAACCCAAGCUACUUAUCUUUGUUUCCAUUUUUCAAAUCCAUCACUGUAUUGCUAGCUACUUAUACUUAGAACUCUGUGUAAUUGUUUUGUGGUAAUUACUUCCUUACACCUAUUCUAGUUAGCUUUAUAACUUGCAAAUUGCAGUUUUAUCCUGGAUUUAGUAUGCUUAAAAGUUGUAUAAAUCUGAUAUACUUCUAACUCACAGGCACCAUAUAUGCAUAUUCUAUUCCUUUUUUUAAGAUCAGUUAAUUUUCUUCAACUCUUUUGUAUAUUGCUUAUUUGGCAGUGUUCAUUAAUUGGUUCAUACAUCUAUCAACAUUAAAGUAGCUAAGAUAAUUUCUUAACCAUUUACCUGUGAAAUCAUUGCUGUAUGUUUAGAGGCAAAGGCCUUAUCUGGCUUUCAGGUUUUGUUAGAGCAUAAUAGUUAGGUAGUGAGUGUAAGACGUGGUUACAAAAUGAUGGAAGACAUUACCUUAUAAGUAUCCUGUUUUUCUCUUUUUGAUCAAUAUUGUACACAGAAGAAUUGUCAGAGUUGGUACACUGGGGCCCUGCUAUAAAGAGGAUCAUGGGGUCCAUGUCGCAAAACCACAUUAUAAGGAGGUCCUUUCAAAAGUGCCAAGGCCUUCUUGGACUCACGGUAAAGUCAUCAGCAAAACAAUUGUAUCAAAUUAUCUCUAGUCAGUAAUGGAGCAGUAGUUCAGAAAGUUUGAUAUUCCAGGUAAAUGUGUUCUUAGCCAUUUUCUUCAACUUGUGUUGUUUUAUGUGUACAAUGUCUUGUUGUAAUUGUCAUUGGGUAUCCUUGUUUGUUUGAGAAAUUUCAGGUUUUCUUCAGUGUUUUUAUGAAAACUCUAAGAUUGUUUAUUUAACUUGAGCUUCUGGACUUUACAUUAAUGAGAACUGUUAUUGUCAUGAUACUCAUUCAUUUGUAGACAGAAAACUUCAGGUCUUGGUUAUGAUGGCAUCCUAGUUUGAGUAAUAAUUUCUUUGAUCUUUGGUAGUGAAAAGGUCAGUUUGUAUUUUCUGUCAUAAGAAACUUGGAUUUUUUCUUGAUUUCUAAAAACUCCCUAAAUGUACUUGUUUGAAAUUUUUUUUUUUGAGAUUCAAUUUCUGGGUAUAGGAACAGAUAGUCAGGUGCCAUCUUUGACUAUUUUAUCUGGCAUGAUAAGAAACUGACGUUACUCAGCAGUUGUUUCAUGUCUGUUAAUACUUAUUAUAAAGUUAAUAUUUUUGUCUUUUCAGACUAUGUAGUGCAAACAUUGGAGUAUUCUUUUAUUUUCUCUACACACACACACAAAAAGAAAGAUGAAUGAGGAUUCAUUUAUCUAUUGUGUAUCAUUUUGCACAUUCAUAAAAUGUUGUUAUUGAUAUCAAGGCCUAGGUAUAACUGAAAAACAAGAACAAAGUAACUUCUCUUAAGAGCUGGAGCAGUAGUUGUAUCAGUGAAUGUGUUACAUAAGUAACUGCACCUGUAAUUCAGCCGUUUGAAUGUGAACUACGGCUGUAUGUCUUGGGUACAUAUUGUUGAACUCUGUUGAUCUUCUAACUUGUACUGUUUUUAUUAAUUUAUUAUCGUGUUCAUUCCUUUCUAGGCUAGAUAUAAGUUUUUGAAUUAUUACUAUGCAUUCUUUCUUGGCUUGAGUUCAGAAUGAGCUUUUUUCUACUUAAUUAUUUAUAAAAAAUGUGAAUAUUUAACUUAGGCUGCAUUUAAUUUUUUUUUUUUGUAGGUACUCCUUAGCUUUUUAUUAACCUGUUUUAAAUUAUUUUUCAAACCAUUUUAGUCAGAUAAUUUCAAUUCAAAUUGAACUAUACUACUUAGAUAUGUAUUUCUAAGCUCAUCAUUUACCAAAUUCAAAAACUUAUUUGACAUUAAUAUCAUUCCCUAGAAGUAUAUGAUUUAAAACCAUUAAGGGGAAAAUAAUGUAAUUUCAAAUCUAAUCAGAAGGUAUAAAAACAUACUCAGUAAAUAGACUUUUUCUGUUAAGAAAUGACGUAAGAGUUCAAGUUAAUUUAAAACCAUUAAGGGGAAAAUAAUGUAAUUUCAAAUCUAAUCAGAAGGUAUAAAAACAUACUCAGUAAAUAGACUUUUUCUGUUAAGAAAUGACGUAAGAGUUCAAGUUAAUAUAAAAUCAUUAUGUAGAUAAUUAUCAUCUGAGCACAAUUUUUGUGGUAAAGUUUCAUCAUUGUUUGAACAUAUGUUUUUGUCUUUAUUGUGGUUACUGUAUAUUUUAUGGUUUCAUUCCAAUGAAUCUUUCUAUUUUAUUUAUUUAUCUAUUUAUCAUAGAUUUACAACAAGCAUAUAUUAUAGAAAUGUAUGUAUUUAAACUGAUCUACAGAUUGGUUGUACAUGUAAACUGAUCAACAGAUUGGUUGUACAUGUAAACUGAUCAACAGAUUGGUUGUACAUGUAAACUGAUCAACAGAAUGGUUAUACAUGUAAACUGAUCAACAGAAUGGUUAUACAUGUAAACUGAUCAACAGAAUGGUUGUACAUGUAAACUGAUUUACAGAUUGGUUGUACAUGUAAACUGAUCAACAGAUUGGUUGUACAUGUAAACUGAUCAACAGAUUGGUUGUACAUGUAAACUGAUCAACAGAAUGGUUAUACAUGUAAACUGAUCAACAGAAUGGUUGUACAUGUAAACUGAUCAACAGAUUGGUUGUACAUGUAAACUGAUUUACAGAUUGGUUGUACAUGUAAACUGAUUUACAGAUUGGUUGUACAUGUAAACUGAUUUACAGAUUGGUUGUACAUGUAAACUGAUUUACAGAUUGGUUGUACAUGUAAACUGAUUUACAGAUUGGUUGUACAUGUAAACUGAUCUACAGAUUGGUUGUACAUGUAAACUGAUCUACAGAUUGGUUACACUUGUAAACUGAUCAACGGAAUGGUUACACUUGUAAACUGAUCAACGGAAUGGUUACACUUGUAAACUGAUCAACGGAAUGGUUACACUUGUAAACUGAUCAACGGAAUGGUUACACUUGUAAACUGAUCAACGGAAUGGUUACACUUGUAAACUGAUCAACGGAAUGGUUGUACAUGUAAACUGAUCAACAGAAUGAUUACACAUGCAUGUUAAUGUAUGGAACAUUAACAGCUGCCACCACUGAAUUUAUUGUGCAGAUUAGUUUAACACACUUGAAGUACUUGCAACCAACAUCGUUUUGAGUUACAGCUUGUUAAUGCUGUGUGACUGCAGAUUAGUGUUAAUGCUUUUCUUGUAACGAUGUUUUUUUUUAUAAGUUGUUGACUGUGUAUGAUCAGCUGUUGAUUGCACAUUGAACAUCAGCUCAGAAAGUACUGCAAUCAUAUGAUAUUUAAUAAAUGCUUGCAUAAUAAAAUAUUAAAAUUUCAGGUAUUACCUUCCAUAACAGUGAAUGUCUGGUGGUUGAAUUUCAUCUAAUAAUGAUAUUCUGCAAGUAUUUCAUUCUUGUAGAUGUUAGCAUACAGUUUGGAGUAUGAUGGAGUAUGGGUUCCCAUUAAUCUAGAGUACUUUCAGUACAUGUAGCAUAAACCGUUGAUCAGUGUGUUUGGUUAAAUGUUGUUUAUUGAUAGAACGUUGUGUGUGUAUUUGUGUUAAUGUUAAUGGUUUUCAUAAAAAAAAAGUUAUAAUUUUGGUUUUUUUAUUCCAGUUAAAUUUUAUGGUGUUUCUGAUGAACUUUUCUUUUGUUCGGCACAUAAGUAACAUUUUUAAUCUUUACUGAUGUGGUUCUGUCUAUAGUAGUAAUGUUUGUUUUGGUUUUCAAGUAGAAAGCAUGAAAGUAACAUUCUUUCUUGUUCUAUAUGAUAAUAAUAAGCUUUCAGAAAAUAUUAGAGCAUAUUUUUUAACUUCAGUGCAGCAUGCUUAUAUGUUCACGGCACUAGUUUUGUAACAUGAUAUAUUAAAUCAGAUUUUUAUGGUGAGAUGUUAACCUUUACAUCUACAGAGCUGAAAAUGCUCGAUUACCAUGCUUCUAAAUUACAUUAAACUAAACUACAGAACAUGUGAAGUAGGAAUUAACAUUAAAAUCGUGUACUUGUCAUGUUGUUUCAUGAGGGAGUUAAAUCCACAUUGCAAGAUAAAAAUGUGCUUCUGGAAAAAUAGAAGUUGGGACAGAUAACGUUAUCAAAAUUUAAUAUCCAUUGUUAAACUUGUACAAUUUUUCAACCUGUUGUUAUCCUGUGAUUUGUUUUCACCAAACACUUAAAUUUAGAAAUUUUACAUUUUGUAAAAGGUGUGUUUACCGUAUGAUUACUGGUAAAAGAAAUUAUAACAUCAAGAAAUUAACCCAAAAAAUUUCAACUUGUACUCAUGUGAAUGUAUUAAUAUUAUUACUUUAUUUUUUUCCCCAUCUGCCAGUAAAUGUUGCAGGGAGAUACGGCUACAAUUCUAAGGUAAAGUGAGAGGUCUGGGUCAGUGUAAGGCUGUGUUUAGUCCGAGUCUCCGUCACACCUCCAAUCCACCUUUUCCCAAGUCGCCCUCUUGCUUUGAAUCCUGUUAUUUUCAUAUUACGUGCUUGUGCUGCUGGUUGGUUGGGCUGCAUUCUCACUGUGUGGCCAAAUCACUUAAUUCCUUGCUUUUCAAAUGCAUUAUUAUUGAAAUGUUUAACCCUUUCAAUACGAGUGCCUGUAACUUACAGGGGUCUUUCACUUGUGCAACAAUACGUACUGUAACUCUGAGAUUUCUUAACGUAUCCUCACGGAGUUUGUUAAAGAUUAUAAGUAUCAUAUACACAAAGAAUGAAGUUGUUUUGAUUUUCUACUAAAAAUAUGUUAUUUAUCUAUUGUAGUUAUUUACACUCAAGUGCAACAUGAUUUUAUUUUUAAGUUUUACAGUACUUUUCUUCAUGUUAUAGUUUUCAUAUUUUAUUUUUCAUUUUCUCUACCCUAUUACUAACUACAGAUAUUAUCAUAAACAUACACUGCAAUGAAAUGUUUAAAAUCAAGAAAUAGGAAAGUAUACGUACCUUUUAAUUUUUCAUAGAAUAUCUUAAAAAAUCUUCUUUUGGUGAUAUUUAUAUAUUCGUGUCUUUUCCUUUUCAUAUAUAGUUAAUUCUUAAUGUUUUAUUUUCCUUUCCUGUCCUUUAUUACUCACCUUGGAACAAGUCAACAGUGCUCUUGGAGCAUAAUUACAGUAUCUCCAGCAGAGAUGCACAAGCCAUUGGCAAAAUUAUUUUACCUUCGUGCAAGAUCUUAAGUUUUGAGAUCUCAUACGAUGUCUGAUGCAUACUUAAAAAAUGUUUAAACCUUUCAGUUAUGCAUUUUAGAACAUAAAUAAUACAUAAUUUACUAAGAUAUGAAAGUAAAACCUAAAUACAAUUUAAUUAUCUCUAUAACUAUAACAUAUUUACAUAAGAAAAACUAAGUACUUUUGUGGAUAAAGCAGCCAGUUACAUGUACCACAUGAUGACAACUGAGCACCGUUUUAAAAAUAACCACUGUUGGAUUAUAGUGUAAAAUGAUCACUUUCUAAUGACAAUAAACAUGUAUAUGUAGCAACUACAUGUAGCAACCCACAUGACAACACAACUGAAGUUUUAAGUAUCUUUCAUAAGGUUUCUAUUAAAACAAAGAAAUUAAAACUUUGAAUCAUAAAAUAUAUUAUAAUGUUAAUUUCAUUCACAUACAUUGAUAGUAAAGUUGUUUAAUUAAAUUUUUAAUGUAACUCAGUGACUUGCACAGAAAAGUGUUUGAAAGGGUUAAAUAAGUCUUUAACGUUUCAUCUUUGCUGUGUAUGUUACUAUAAUUUCUGAUAUAGGUAACUCUAACAAGUUGCUUAGCAAAUACUCUAGUUAAGACUCAUAGUAGGUUAUUUACUCUAGAUAUGGACUAUGCAGGCCUCGUUACUCCAUUUAUAAUAGUAUAAUGCUGUAAGUUCACCAUGUUUCAGUGUUUUUAUGUAUUAUAAAUAUAGCUGAAGUAUAAGUACCUUAAUCUUUGUUCAUUUGUAUAUCAUUGCCACUAAAUAUGAACAUAAUUUGAACUUACCCUUAUUUUAGUGUAUUUUCAGAGAAUUCAGCAGUAUUACUUUAACUUUUAUUAAGUGAUCAAACCAUAUAUUCAGAGUUUCAUUACACAUUUUUAAGAACUGUUAGAAAACUAGUUGCCGAAAAUGAUCAUGAAUUAAGUGACUGAUUUAGUUGUUAAUUUAUGUGAAUUUACUGUAUAGUAGAAUUAACAGUAGGUUUUUAUUCAAGGCCUGUUUUCUUAGUCCCAAACUUCUAUCAUGUAUUAUACUCAAGCAUUAUUAUCAUAACAUUGAAUUAAAAAUAAAUGUUUCAAAGAAACUUGUCUUAUUAUUGAAACGAAAUAAGUUGUGAUGUUUUAAUGUCCCAACUUUUAUUCUCAUAGUGAAAUCACUGGAUAAAACAGUUAAUACAUUGUGUAAUUCUUUGUGCUGAAUUAUCAGAAUCAGCCCAAGGAGUUUAAACGUAAAUUAGCCGAUUUAGUAGUGUUGCUUAGGAGCUGUUUACACAUCGAACGCCCCAGAGAAAAAUGUGGCUUUUAAACCCUUUCAUUCUAGCAAGGGAAAAAUUUAAUUGUUAGCUAAUUAAUACAUGGCAUGUUUUGAAAACAAAUGCAGGUACAGUUUCACAGUUCUGAGAAUACAAAUACCUGCUUGGAGCUGAAAAAGUAUCCUUAGCUUAAAGGUUAUCAACUCUGCCUUUUUCCACACCAAUGGAAGAGAAUCAUUUAGGUUUGUAUUAUUAAUGUGGGGCAAAUAUCUGAUGCUAAUGGUUACAAUAAGCAAAUCUGUCAAAUAUUUUAAUAGGUUGUGUAAACACUACCAAAAAUAAAAUAGAUGUUUUUGUUGUAAGCAAUGAAUGGAGUAUAAUCUGAGAGAUUUUUUCAGGACUAAAACACUAGCUUGAAACCUUUAUUCAAGAAAAUUGGCAAAAACUUUUGCUUUGUAUGUUAAUGUAAUGAAUAUAUUGUAGUACACUUUUAAUAGUGAGACUGUAUUUAUAGAAGCACAUACAUGCAAGAAAUUAGAGCUUUACAAGAGCUUCCUCAGGUGAACGUUGUGAUGGAUCUUUGUGUUUACACUUUAUCGAAUGUUAUUUGUUCAAUAAAUUUUGUUAGCUUGUAAA